GGCGAGGAGAAGGCGGUGAUCCGCCAUUUCGUGGACGCCGGGGGAGCGAGAGCAUCUGUGGGAGCUGGGUGAAGGGAGCGGGCCGUCCUAUCGGAUCUUGUGGAUUUGGGCCUCUGCAUUUCGAACUUAAGAUUUCGAAAUGCAUCGUGACUCCUGUCCAUUGGACUGUAAGGUUUAUGUGGGUAAUCUUGGAAACAACGGCAACAAGACUGAAUUGGAACGGGCUUUUGGCUAUUAUGGACCACUCCGAAGUGUGUGGGUUGCUAGAAACCCUCCCGGCUUUGCUUUUGUUGAAUUUGAAGAUCCCCGAGAUGCAGCUGAUGCUGUCCGAGAGUUAGAUGGAAGAACAUUGUGUGGCUGCCGUGUGAGAGUGGAACUGUCGAAUGGUGAAAAAAGAAGUCGAAAUCGUGGCCCACCUCCCUCUUGGGGUCGUCGCCCUCGGGAUGAUUACCGGAGAAGGAGUCCUCCACCACGCCGCAGAUCUCCAAGAAGGAGAAGCUUCUCUCGUAGCCGGAGCAGGUCCCUUUCCAGAGAUAGGAGAAGAGAGAGAUCAUUGUCUCGGGAAAGAAAUCACAAGCCGUCCCGAUCUUUCUCUAGGUCUCGUAGCCGAUCUAGGUCAAAUGAAAGGAAAUAGAAGACCAGUUUGCAAGAGAAGUGCUGUACAGGAAAUAACUUCAUUUGACAGGAGUAUGUACAGAAAAUUCAAGUUUUGUUUGAGACUUCAUGAGCUUGGUGCAUUUUUAAGAUGUUCAGCUGUUCACAUUUGUUUGUCUCUUUAAGCAAUGACACAUAAAGAUGUAAUUCUCUAUGAUUUGAAAUGGAUCAUAUGAGGCAUGUAAUACCAAGAAUUGUUACUUUACAAUGUUCCCUUAAGCAUAAUUACAUUUGUUUUGAACUUUAGUCUUGUAUAUAGACUGAUAAUAAACCUUUAAAUCCUGCCCAAUUAAAGUGUGGUAUUUUAAUACAGAAACAACUGGCAGAAAGUGAAUUGAGAUACACAUUUUUCCUAUAAUUGGGCUCUAGUUGAGCAGACAGUCUUGUAAAGUUGCCAUGAACAAAAGCCAGUAAAAAAUACGAGAUGCACCAUUAAACGAGGUUUUUGAAAAAAUUCAACUGGUCUUCACCCUGGGCGGAGGUUGCCUAGUUGAUACAGAAUCUGUUUCAAAAAGUUUUAUCUUGAGAUCUUUAAAUGAUAUAUAUGAACACAUUGCUGUAACGUUCUUUACUGAAAUUCGAAUUUUCAAAAUACCAGUGUCCUGCCAACUUAAGGGUACAUUGUAGAGCCGAACUUUGAGUUACUGUGCAAGUUUUUUUUUUCCAUGCUGUCAAUUGUAAUAUGUUUUGUGAAAAUCCUUGGGAUUAAAGUUUUGGUUACAAAUUGUUGUUUAA
Messenger RNA from Tupaia belangeri chinensis (Chinese tree shrew), 1389 nucleotides. RefSeq names its product serine and arginine rich splicing factor 3 (gene SRSF3). NCBI's taxonomy places the organism in Eukaryota, Metazoa, Chordata, Mammalia, Scandentia, Tupaiidae. The transcript has 6 exons. The coding region runs from base 140 to 634 and encodes 164 amino acids. The record is from RefSeq and is a predicted model, not a curated record. Gene Ontology annotation, molecular function: RNA binding.